AUGGUUGAAGAAGCUGUUCUUAGCUUCCUACAGAAGAACGAUGAGAUUCCGGAUACGGAGAAGUUUGCUGAAGAGCGUGGGUUAAACCACGACGACAUUGUCAACGUCCUUAAGAGUCUCCAUGGAGAUGGACUUGUCGACGCUCCUGGUUUAUUUGAGAAACAGAGGAAGCGUUGGGUGCUAACUGAUGAAGGGAAAGAGUAUGCUAAAUCAGGAUCCCCAGAAAUUCAACUCUUUUUGGCUAUACCUCCCGAGGGCAUUGCAAAAGAGGACUUGCAGAAAAAGCUAGAGCCUUCUCUUUUCAAGAUUGGUUUGCAGCAGGCUAUUAAGAACAAAUGGGUGGAGAUGGGAAAGUCACAACUUUCAAAAAAGGUCCAAAAUGUCGAGGAUAGAGUUAAAGAUUUGCUUGUGAAAAUCCAGAAUGGAGAGACGGUUGGUUCAGAGGAUAUUGAUGCCCUUAAAAGACGAAAGCUUAUCACACAGCAGGCAUGGAAAGGAUACUCAGUUAAAAAGGGUCCUAAGUAUGCUCCAAGCAGGAAAAAAGCUGCUACUGAUCUUACACGAGAGAACAUUUUGAGGGGUGACUGGAAGGAGUUGGAGUUCAAAGAAUACAACUUCAAAGCUAAAGGUCCACCCAUUGAAGGUGGCCAUCUGCAUCCUUUGCUCAAGGUGCGGCGUCAAGUUCAAAUGAUUUUUCUCCAAAUGGGAUUCGAGGAGAUGCCUACAAAUAAUUAUGUGGAAAGCAGUUUCUGGAAUUUUGAUGCUUUGUUCCAGCCCCAGCAACACCCUGCUCGGGAUUCACAUGAUACAUUCUUUCUGAAAGAACCUUCCACUACAAAGGCAUUGCCUGAAGAUUAUGUUGAGAGGGUCAAGCAUGUACACGAAGAUGGAGGUUAUGGUUCACGGGGGUAUCGUUAUGAUUGGAGUCGAGAUGAAGCAAAUAAGAAUGUUUUGAGGACUCAUACAACUGCUGUUUCUUCAAGGAUGCUGUACCAGCUGGCACAGAAACCUUUUGCUCCCAGAAGAUAUUAUUCUAUAGAUCGUGUUUUCAGAAAUGAAGCCGUCGAUAGAACUCAUCUUGCUGAAUUCCACCAGAUAGAAGGUGUCAUGUGUGAUAGGGGACUUUCCCUUGGUGAUCUGAUAGGAGUUCUUCAUGAUUUCUUUUCUCGUUUGGGCAUGACAAAGCUCCGGUUCAAGCCUGCUUACAAUCCAUAUACAGAACCCAGUAUGGAAAUCUUCAGCUAUCAUGAGGGCUUUAAGAAGUGGGUAGAAGUUGGAAAUUCCGGGAUGUUCAGACCUGAGAUGUUGCAGCCUAUGGGUUUGCCUGAAGAUGUCAGGGUAAUUGCUUGGGGUCUUUCACUUGAAAGGCCUACAAUGAUCCUUUAUGGAAUCAAUAACAUCAGAGAUCUCUUCGGGCACAAGACUGAAAUAAUUGAAAAGGAGAGAAGCAUUGGGCCUGGGCCUAGUCUCGAAAAGAAGGACGCUGGCCCAAGAGGCUUCAAAGUUAAAACCCCUCUCGCUUCUAAUUUUUCCUCGGACUGCAUAGAAAGAAAUCUGAUAGUCUCCGGCAACCGUGCGCCGAGGUAUAUAAAUAUGAUGAACAACAUGGCAUCUUUGUUUAGUCGAUUAACAGUCAGAGAACUGGUAGCUACCACUCCUGCUUACAGCUCUGCUACUGAUGUAACUAAAGAUGGAUUGAGCUUGGUAUUCAGGCGUUGGGCUACCAAAAAGACAGCUGGAUCAUCAAAGAAUGGGCGGGAUUCUAAUCCCAAAUAUCUUGGAGUGAAGAAAUUUGGUGGAGAGGUGAGCUUGAAGCUAGUUGUCCUUUAGAAUCAUGUUUGUUCUGGUCUUUUUGGUCUUGUUGCUGUUGUUUUGUUCAGAUUAGGAACUUGUUUCUCUGUGGCACAGAGAGUUAUCCCUGGAAACAUCAUUGUCCGUCAAAGGGGAACCCGUUUUCACCCAGGAAAUUAUGUUGGAAUCGGGAGAGAUCACACCCUCUUUGCUUUGAAAGAAGGUCAUGUGAAGUUUGAACAUCAUAAGCUGAGCGGGCGCAAGUGGGUACAUGUUGAACCCAAAGAUGGUCAUCAGAUUCAUCCUGUUUACUUGAGUGGUGCAUCUACAAAGGUGGAGACAGCUACUUAGGUUAAAGUUUCAUCCUUUCCUCUGGAAAAUUUGGCCUCUUAGAUAUAUUAUUUGAUCAAAGUUGUAACUUGUCAGGGAACUCAUAUCAUAAGCAUAUGAUGGUGGUCUUUUGGUUAUAUUGCUAGUUGAACUUUGAGUUGAGGGGACGGAGUCCCUUGUAAAUUGAUUGAUCAACCAUUUUCAUGGUUAAUUCGCCAUAAAAAGCUGACAGUCCUGAUAUGUGCCUUGGUAGUUCAAAUUUUUGGUGUUAUAAAUCCGGGUUUCAUAAUUUGAUUCUAUUGUACUUGUAUAUAUACAGUGAUCACUCUGUCGCCAGCAGUCAGCCCAAUAUGAUGGUUGAUAAAGAUGUCAU
Oldenlandia corymbosa var. corymbosa is the source of this 2494-nucleotide messenger RNA. The record is from the annotation of a GenBank genome assembly. Lineage: Eukaryota; Viridiplantae; Streptophyta; Magnoliopsida; Gentianales; Rubiaceae.